AAGUAACACUGUUAGUAAGUGUUGUGACUUAGAACUAACACUGUUAGUAAGUUGGAAGAGUCCACCCAGAGACCAGUGGAACGGAGUCCUGAAAGGUUACUACGUCAGCUACAAGGUCAAGGACUCUUCAAGUAGAUUCUCUUACGAGACUGUGACGAACGAUGACGUCACAGACAAAGAUGAAGAAGAAGUAACAAUUCGUGGUUUGAACGUUGGAACAGAAUACAUAGUGACUGUGAAAGCUUUUAAUAGUGCUGGAACCGGACCUUCGUCAGAGGAAAUGACGUGUGCCACACUCCGGGGAGAUCCACCAUCAGCUCCCAAUGUAAGACUAGUUGGUGUGAACAUUGAUUCCUUGACCUUAGACUGGAGAACCCCACAGGAAGAAGGUCCUGUUCUACAAUACGUACUGGAGUUUAAAAAAGAUGGAAUGACGAAACACCAGCGCCACCUACCGGUAUCUAGCAGUAGCUACAAAGUAACCCACCUGCAGGCAGGAUCUCGGAAUGAACUUAGACUGGCAGCUUACAACAAGUUUGGAAGAGGAAGUGCGUCGUCUCCUGUUGUAGCUUUUACUGAAGCACAUGGAGUUAAGUCAACUCAGGAAACAGAAGACGGACCAUUCUAUAUCCGGUUAUAUUUCAUAAUUCCUGUUGCCGUUUCCGUUACUGUUAUUGUUUGUGCUGUGGUUGUUGCUUGGGCUUGUCUGAAGAAGGAACACAUAGUAGAAAAAAAUCAACCAAUCUACGUUGCUUACGGGACCAGGUCAUCCUACGGACAUCCUCCAACCAUGCAGGGAACACUGAAGUCACGUGACAGCAGGGCCCUUGAAAAUGGAUAUGAUAUUCCAUGGGACGUUCCGGGAUACAGAGGAAGUGGGUCAAGCGACGGAAACUAUACGAAACUGAAGCAAGUUAACCCUAACACUUAGAUGAUACCUGUUAAUGUUGAGUGACGUCACUGUGGACAGAAACUAUUACUUCGAAUAUGAACUUUCCGUUUCUUACACGUGUUCAUUGUCUCCGUGUAAAUACAUAUUUACUUAGUGUUUAUGUCUGCGAGUUGUUAGUAGUGUAAAAUAUAUCACCAUUUAUUUGUUAUUAUUACUUUUAAUAUCUGUAUCCUGUAAA
This is a messenger RNA of Limulus polyphemus (Atlantic horseshoe crab), 1130 nucleotides long. Its product is annotated as Down syndrome cell adhesion molecule-like. The transcript is spliced from 7 exons. The annotation marks the transcript as partial. Lineage: Eukaryota; Metazoa; Arthropoda; Merostomata; Xiphosura; Limulidae. The record is from RefSeq and is a predicted model, not a curated record. Gene Ontology annotation, molecular function: protein binding.